Messenger RNA from Hansenula ciferrii, 1644 nucleotides. RefSeq names its product Emp65p (gene EMP65). Gene Ontology annotation, cellular component: endoplasmic reticulum membrane. The coding region runs from base 1 to 1644 and encodes 547 amino acids. Gene Ontology annotation, biological process: maintenance of protein localization in endoplasmic reticulum. The transcript has a single exon. The record is from RefSeq and is a predicted model, not a curated record. NCBI's taxonomy places the organism in Eukaryota, Fungi, Ascomycota, Saccharomycetes, Phaffomycetales, Wickerhamomycetaceae.
AUGCCCAGAUCACCAUCCAAGUCUAAAAGACCAAGAAGUCGUACACUAAGCAUCGUUUCUGGGAAUUCUCAUAGCACCUCAUAUAAUUUGUACAAAUUACUACUCAAAGAACUCGGAAUUGAUAUUAGAGAUCAAAGAUUGAAAACAAGAGAAGAUGAUGAUCCAGAGAGAAACAUUGGUGGUUCAAUAUUGAUCUCAUCUGCUGAAUCAUUGGAGCAGAUCUUGAAUAUGAUCAAAUUACCAUUUUAUCUUGAAAAUUUCAUCAUUUUUGGUUUAUUAUCAUGUUUAAAUUCAUUUCUUAAAAUGUUGGUAAUUUUACCAAUAAAGAUUAUUAUUGAUAUAUCUGUUCUGAUAUAUAAGUUUAGAAAUCAAUUCAUAAUAAGGAAUAACCAAGAAAGAGUACCAUUAAGAGAUCAUUUCAGUAUAAUCAAUUCCAAGAAUUUAUUAUUAGCUUCAAUUUUAUUUUUAGCUAUGAUUUCAAGUAACGUUGAUACAUCAAGAAUUUAUCAUACUAUAAGAGCUCAAUCUUCUAUAAAGCUAUAUGUUAUGUUUGGUGUUUUGGAAAUUGCAGAUAAAUUAAUGGCCACAGUUAAUCAAGAUUUAAUGAAUGUAUUAUUUAGUUACAAUACAAUUUUAACAAAAGAUUUAACUUCACUGGGAUUAUUUUGUUUAUUUUAUGGAUUAAGUGUUGUUUUUCUAUCUAUACAUACUGUUAUCUUGAUUUAUCAAACCAUUGCUUUGAAUGUUGCAGCUAAUUCUUAUUCAAACUCUUUAUUAACCUUAUUAUUAUCAAAUCAAUUUGCAGAGAUUAAAGGUGCUGUUUUCAAAAAAAUUGAUCGUGAAGGUUUAUUUCAAAUGAGUUGUGCAGAUGUUGUUGAAAGGUUCCAACUAUUAACAAUGUUAACUAUUAUUAGUUUAAGAAAUAUUGUUCAAAUUGGUAAUGAUUCAAAUGGUAUUGGAUUAAUACCAAAUUCUUCAUUUAUAAGUUGGAAUAAAGCCCUAGGGAUAAUUUUCGGUCCAACAAUGAUUGUUAUUGGAAGUGAAUUAUUAGUUGAUUGGGUUAAACAUGCAUAUGUUACUAAAUUUAAUAAAAUAAGACCUCAAAUUUAUAGUAAAUUUUUAAAUGUUUUCGCUAAUGAUAUGGUUAAUAAUUUUAAAAUUAGAGUUUCAAAUAAUAAUGAUGACAAGAUACAACAUAGAAUUGGAUUACCAUUACCUGCUUUAUUUGUUUUAUUUAUAGUCAUGUCAAAAAAUACUCUAAGUUGGUUUUUAUUAGAUAAAUCUGUGAAUGAUUCCAUAUUGGGUCAAAUUAUUUGGACAAAUUUAUUUAUAUUUAUUGUGACAUUUAUUACAUUAGUUUUUUUUAAAUUAUUGAUAGAAUUGAUUUUAAUUAAAUGGGCAAAUCAAAAAUUGAAAAAAUUGAACUUACAAUCCAAAAAUAUAAAUACAGAAGAUGAUUAUGUACCAGGAUUGGUAUCUGGUGGGAUGGGUGCUAUUGAUGAUGAAUCAAGAACUUUACUUUAUGAUUCAAAUGAAACCAUACAACCUAGUUUAAAUGAGAUUAGACAGCGGAAAGAAUCCAAGACGCAGGGGAACCUUAAUGAAGUGACUAGAUAUAGAAUGUUUUCCAAAAAGAUUUGGUAA